CGCACCACCCCGAGGGAGGGGCUGGAACCUAGAGCUCCGCCCUUGGCUGCUAUAAGGGGCAGUAAGGGGGCGGACGCCCCGUCCAGCUGGCGGAACGAGCGAUGGCAGCGGAUCGGGUGGGGAGGCGCUUGGGGCGUUCGUCGCCAGCCCGCUCUGCCGGCCUCUCUCCCGGAGGGAACCGCGCAGAAGGGACAUCCAGCCCAGGCAUCCAGAGGCGCCAAGCGCGGGUCACUGUGAAGUAUGACCGACGGGAACUGCAGCGGCGCCUUGACACGGAAAAGUGGAUUGACGGCCGCCUGGAGGAGCUGUACCGGGGACGGGAAGAUGAGAUGCCAGACGAAGUCAAUAUUGACGAUCUCCUGGAGAUGGACACAGAUGAAGAGAGGGCCAAGAAAUUGCACGGCACCCUGGAGUCUUGCCACAACAACACAGAGGACUUCACCAGAGAGCUGCUGGAGAAGCUGAGAGGCCUCCGAACAGAACAUGUCCUCCGCCGGACAAGUCCCAGCAGCCAGAGGAACGUGGAGCAGGGUGUCGAAGUCCCAAAGCGGCAGUGAAGCUGGGGAGCUGCAGAGAAGGCUGAGCUGCUAGAGGAACUUGCUGCCAUACCCCUGCCUCCACUAGGAUGGACUGGUUGCACUGACUGCGGGGCCCUGAUUUCAGCCGCCUCCACCCCCAGCCAACCUACCUGCAGGGAUGGUCACCUCUCCAGCCAUGCCCCGGCCCCUUUUCAGCGAUAUUCUUAAGGGUCCCUCCCCUCUGGGUAAAUCUCUGUACAGUGGAUGUUGGCCUCUGCUAUGGCCCCCUCCUGCAAUAAAGUGCUCUCUCCCCCAGACGUUCAACUACUGCCUGUGCCAAAGAGGGGUGGGAGGAGAUGGGAGCUCAUGACUGGGACCUUCAUGGAAAAUAACCUGGCUACUGGUGGAAACCUCAGGACAGGGUUUGCCCCCUUUGAAACUCUGGCCACUCUCUGGAUUCUUUGUGGCCUGGUUUGGGCAUAACCAGAAACUGU
Candoia aspera is the source of this 1012-nucleotide messenger RNA. It is a transcript of the gene PPP1R14A, whose product is annotated as protein phosphatase 1 regulatory inhibitor subunit 14A. Bases 102 to 557 code for a protein of 151 amino acids. The record is from RefSeq and is a predicted model, not a curated record. NCBI's taxonomy places the organism in Eukaryota, Metazoa, Chordata, Lepidosauria, Squamata, Candoiidae. Gene Ontology annotation, biological process: regulation of phosphorylation. The transcript has 4 exons. Gene Ontology annotation, molecular function: protein serine/threonine phosphatase inhibitor activity. Gene Ontology annotation, cellular component: cytoplasm.